Molecule: messenger RNA, 1089 nt
Organism: Synchytrium microbalum
Lineage: Eukaryota; Fungi; Chytridiomycota; Chytridiomycetes; Synchytriales; Synchytriaceae
Exons: 8
Coding region: 1-1089 (362 amino acids)
Biological process (GO): post-translational protein targeting to endoplasmic reticulum membrane
Cellular component (GO): membrane; TRC complex
Molecular function (GO): molecular adaptor activity; protein binding
Source: RefSeq, a predicted model, not a curated record
AUGGCCGACGAAAAGAGGAAGAAGCUGGUAUUCGCUAUUUGUGAAUUCUUGCAAAAGAGUAUAAAAGACAAAUCAGUAAAAGAAGAUGACAUUGAAGGACUCGAAGUCGCCAUUCAAUGCAUCGGAGAAGCAUUUGGAAUCGAUACAUCAGACCCAUCUCAAGCAACCCUGUAUUCUGUCAAACCUGCUACUCUACCAGUUAUAUUUGAUGUGUUCCUGGCUACGCAAGCUAAAAAGAAUGCCAACAAAUCUCCUCUUCCACCUACCGCCACUCUACCACAAACAAGCACAUCACCAACAUCUUCACCAAAACCUGUCGACAUGGAAGUGCCGUCACCAACUCCUGCCAUGAAUCCUCGCGAACAAAAACUCAAAGCGGAGGAACUGAAGGGUGCUGGAAACAAGAGUAUGACGGAAAAGAAUUACGCGGAAGCUAUUUCAAGUUAUACUGCUGCUAUUGGAUUAGAUUCAAGUAAUGCCGUAUACUAUGCAAACAGAGCUGCAGCAUAUAGUCAAAAUAAUGAGCAUGAAAAGGCUGUUGAAGAUUCCAAACGUGCCAUUCAAAUAGAUCCAGAGUAUUCAAAAGCCUACAGUCGAAUGGGUCACGCAUAUUUCUCACUCGGAAAAUACCAAGAAGCAGUCACCGCAUACGAAUCAGGCAUCAAACUAGAUCCUGGCAAUGCAACAAUGAAACAAUCCCUGGCGGCAUCUCAAUCCAAAGCAUCUGAAAUGAGUGCAGCAGCUCCUUCUUCAAGAAGUUCUGCUCCAGGUGGUGCUGGUGGUAUGCCAGGAUUAGCUGGGCUGGCAGGAUUAGGUGGACCAGGUGGCUUAGAUAUUGCUUCAUUGAUGUCAAAUCCGGAGAUUAUGAGAAUGGCAUCUUCUAUGAUGUCGAAUCCUGCUAUUGCCAAUAUGAUGAGUCAACCUGGGUUUGCUUCAAUGGCUCAAAAUAUGAUGAGUAAUCCUAGUGCACUGCAAGACAUGAUGAGCAAUCCUGAUAUGGCAAGACUGGCAGAGUCCAUGGGUGGUCUAGGUGGUCUAGCAGCAGGUGCUCAAGCUCCUGGUACUCCAGAAGAUGAGGAAGAAUUGUAA